GAGACUUCUUGUAAUGUACCUAACUUCCUUAAAGUGAAAGUAGACUUUCUCCAACUCUUCAGUCUCAGCAAGCUAAUGUGUUACAUCUUGUGAUAACACAAAAUGACAGCUAUUGAAGUCCAGGGAAACCCACAGACAUCGAGACCUUGCAGAUCAAUUGGCCUCUUUAACAACAUCAAGUUUUUUGUACUGUGUCAUGGGAUGCUACAGCUUGCUCAGCUCCUGGUGUCUGGCUAUCUGAAAGGCUCCAUAACCACCAUUGAGAAAAGAUAUGGAUUUUCAAGUCAGCAAUCAGGACUGCUGGCAGCCUUUAAUGAGGUGGGGAACACCGUUCUCAUUGUGUUUGUGAGUUUCUUUGGGAGCCGUGUACAUCGGCCAAGAUGUAUUGGAAUCGGAGCGAUGAUCGCAAGUGUGGGGGUGUUCCUUAUAGCCCUACCUCACUUCAUUAGUGAGAAUUACAUUACAGACUCCAAUAAUACCACAGACAACAGUUCUGGUCUUUGCAAAUCACUGAACUCAAUCAACAAAUCUAAACAGACAUGUGAUCAAGGAAAGAGUGAUUCUCACCUUGGAGUUUAUCCAAUACUUUUACUGGGCCAGUUAUUGCUGGGCAUUGGUGGUGUCCCCAUACAACCUUUUGGGAUUUCCUACAUAGAUGAUUAUGCAGAAAAAAGGAAUUCUCCCUUCUACCUAGGCAUACUUUUCGCAAUUACUGUAAUUGGGCCGGCAUUUGGCUACAUGAUGUCAUCUGCUCUGCUUCGUUUCUAUGUUGACAUUGAUAAGAUGUCUUCAAAAGAUUUAAAUUUGAAAAAUGAUGACCCCAGAUGGGUUGGAGCUUGGUGGUUGGGAUUCCUGAUGGCUGCCACCCUCCUUCUCCUGACUUCUUUGCCAUACCUGUUUUUCCCAAGGAAGAUGUCUAGAGAGGAAAUUGUAGAGGCCCCUGUUGAGCCAUCCAGAGAAAAAUUGAUGGAGGAAAAGAACCCCAAAUCUGAAACAAAGGAAGAGGCAUCUCUCACUGAGUUCCUAAAAAGUUUCCCCAAAAUUGUAAUGAGGACUCUGAGGAACCCAAUUUAUUUGUUGGUAGUGUUGGCUCAAGUGAAUCUUGCUGCCAUGGUUGCCGGGCUGGCCACUUUUAUGGGCAAAUUCAUUGAAAGGCAGUUUGCACAGACUGCCUCCUUUUCUAAUUUGAUGAUGGGUGGCUUAAAUAUUCCUUCAGCCAUGUUAGGUAUAAUGGCUGGAGGAGUUAUACUACGCAAGUUGGGCUUGACUGUGAGGUCCUCAGCGGCGAUGUGUACGGUGGCAGUUUUUGUUAGCAUUAUGUUCGCAAUUCCACUUCUCUUCAUUGGCUGCCCCACAAAUAAUGUUUCUGGUGUCAACUAUCAUUUAUCUUCUCAGCAGUGUAGCAAUGCAUGUUCCUGUUCUGAUGAAGCCUUUAACCCUGUCUGUGGCUCAGAUGGAGUGGAAUUUCUUUCUCCCUGUCAUGCAGGAUGUAAGACAGUAGAACCCAAUGAAGAGAAAUACCUCCCACAUAACUACACAGAUUGUGAAUGUGUGGCAUCAAAUGGCUCUCCAGGCUUUGCACUUUCAGGACCUUGUGGAAAUAAGUGUGUUAAUCGGCUCAUUCCCUUCAUGAUCCUGUCCUCCAUUACAUGCUUUGUGGCUUCACUUUCCCACACUACAUCUUUUAUGAUGAUCCUCAGGACUGUGACUCCAGAAGACAAAUCGUUUGCCUUGGGAAUUCAGUUCAUGCUGUUUCGAGUACUUGCAUUCCUUCCAGCUCCAGUUCUGUAUGGCCGUGCCAUCGAUACCGCAUGCAUUCUGUGGGGAAAGAAAUGCAAUAAGACAACAUCAUGUAGCUACUAUGAUUUAGAUCUUUUCAGACACAGAUUCCUGGGACUUCAAAUUUUCUUUAUUUUUGGUGGUUUUGUCUGUUUUUUCCUGUCUUUUAUGGUGCUUAGAAGAACAUAUUCAACGCAGGAACAGAAUGAGAUAAUCAGCAAUCAGACCAAAAGUGAAAGUUCCCAGGAAAUGAAAGAUUCCAAACAGAUGUUGAACAAUUCAGAUAGACACUGCAAUACUCAAAAGAGCCUCAGAGAGUAAAGUCAGUAGUUAAUUUAAUUAUGGGAAUUUCUUUUUGUGGGGUGAAAGUUAGUAAGUUUCUUAGUAAGGCUUAAGAAACCUGGAGUAAGUGCAACUACUCAAAUAGGCUAAGUUUGACACGGGGUGAAACCAGACUGUGACUAAUUACUACAAACAGCUGCCAAUAGCCAAACAUAUAAAUGCAAAGAAAUAACGUCCACUUUAAAAUACAUGAUAUUGUUUAUGUAUUAUCUCUGCCAGUAAGCCUGAAAUAUUUUCUUUACUUCUCCUUGGAGUUUAUAUAUUUUGUCUGUGAGCACUCAGUUAUAUGCUAAAAAUGUGAAAAUGUGAGUAGCGUUAUUUGAACUCACUAUUUAGUGUAGACAAGGAGCCAAGUAUGUUGAUAUAAAUAGACCUUCUGAUGUGGUGCGACUUCCGUGGUGA
Carassius carassius (crucian carp) is the source of this 2523-nucleotide messenger RNA. RefSeq names its product solute carrier organic anion transporter family, member 2B1 (gene slco2b1). Gene Ontology annotation, molecular function: bile acid transmembrane transporter activity; protein binding. Gene Ontology annotation, cellular component: membrane. Gene Ontology annotation, biological process: transmembrane transport; sodium-independent organic anion transport; bile acid and bile salt transport. The transcript has 15 exons. The record is from RefSeq and is a predicted model, not a curated record. The coding region runs from base 103 to 2100 and encodes 665 amino acids. Lineage: Eukaryota; Metazoa; Chordata; Actinopteri; Cypriniformes; Cyprinidae.